AACUCCGCCCCUGUCCCUUCCAGGGUCCGCCCCCUUUCCGCCCUGCUCCCGCCUGGACACAGGCAUUGGGCUACCGGGGAUUCUCCGCACCCGCCCCUGCCGGCCCUGACCAGCCUGCAGUAACUGGCCCCUAGGCCGCAGUUCUUUGUCCUUAGCAGGAGGCCGUUUUUUGCCGGGAGAGAGGGAUUGUCCGGCGUGGAUCUAGGGUCGUUGAGGCCUAAAGUGAAGCCUUUGUGGGGAGGACGGAUUGGGGGCUGGGUCACUUUAAGAAAAAGAUUUUAAAAUUCCGAAGGCAGAAUUCCAGGGAGUCUCCCGGGCCUGGUCCUGAAGCUUGAGACCCCGGAUAUAUACACUCCAGGGGGCUGCGGUGGGCUCUUCGGGUCCCCGAGCCCUGUGUUUCGGAACACGCGGGGACGUCCAAACACCCCCACCCCUUCCGCCAAGCGGGCUCCUUUGUCUUCUGGGCUUUCGUCGCGAGAUGGAACGCUGGGUCAGUGCAUCCCAGCAAAACACGUUAGGAGUAAACGAAGGUCUUUCCGGGGACCUGUGUAGUCGGUUGUAAUGGCGUUUGCCUGGGAUGCAGCACCUUUGGUGGGCCAUUAGAUGUCGUGUCGCUUCUCCAGGGACUUGCUAGGCACUAGCAGAAAUGCCCCCCCGUGCUUACUCGGUGUUAUGGAAGAUUGCUUGCACAAUGCUAUUCGUACGAAAGGAUAUUAUUAAAAGUGAUUUAUGGCCGGGCGCGGUGGCUUACGCCUGUAAUCCCAGCACUUUAGGAGGCCGAGGCGGGCGGAUCGCCUGAAGUAAGAGGAGUUCGAGACCAGCCUGGCCAACAUGGUGAAACCCUGUCUCUACUAAAAAUAGAAAAAUUAGCCGGGCGUGGUGGCAUGCGCCCGUAAUCCCACCUACUCGGGGGGCUAAGGCAGGAGAAUCGCUUGAACCCGGGAGGCAGAUGUUGCAGUGAGCCGAGAUCGCGCCACUGCACUCCAUCCAGCCUGGGCGACAGAGUGACUCCGUUAUCAAAAAAAAAAGCGGUUUGUUGUUUUGUUAGCAUGUGAGCCCUGGAUGCUUGAAAACAAGUGAAAGAUGUUCAGAAUCUAAUCAAAUUAUAUCAUUUGAUGCUUUAAUUAGAGCCUAUUCUUUCUUCCUCUCCGUCUAUAUAUGUAUGUAUAUAGAUUACUAUCCAUCACUGUUUUAAUGGAUAUCUUAUUGGAAGGGCUACAUAGUCACUAUUUCAAAAUAUAUGAACUCCGCCUAACACCUAUGGCAAAACAUUUCAGCACUCAGAGCUUUGUCAAGCAAGUUGGAGAUGGAGGGAGAUUAGUUCCUGUUCCAAGCCUCAGUGAAGCUGACAGAUAUCAACCUCUAAGUCUGGUGGUAAAAAAGAAGCGAUGCUUUCUGUUUCCUAGAUAUAAAUUUACUUCAACACCUUUUACACUGAAAGAUAUUCUCCUAGGAGACAGAGAAAUUUCAGCUGGUAUUUCAUCUUAUCAAUUACUGAAUUAUGAAGAUGAAUCAGAUGUUUCACUCUAUGGAAGGCGAGGUAACCAUAUUGUAAAUGACGUUGGGAUUAAUGUUGCUGGAUCAGAUUCCAUUGCAGUGAAAGCUUCGUUUGGUAUAGUAACCAAACAUGAAGUGGAAGUAUCAACAUUACUCAAAGAAAUUACUACACGAAAAAUUAACUUUGACCACAGCUUGAUACGUCAGUCAAGGAGCAGCAGAAAGGCAGUAUUGUGUGUGGUCAUGGAGAGCAUCCGAACCACACGACAGUGCUCACUGUCUGUGCAUGCUGGAAUUCGAGGGGAAGCAAUGCGGUUUCACUUUAUGGAUGAACAGAAUCCCAAGGGAAGGGACAAAGCUAUUGUUUUCCCAGCACAUACAACCAUAGCUUUCAGUGUUUUUGAACUCUUCAUAUACCUGGAUGGUGCCUUUGAUAGAAGAGUGAUGGAUGUCAUUUCUCGUUCACAGCUUUACUUGGAUGAUCUUUUUUCUGACUACUAUGACAAACCUCUCAGCAUGACUGAUAUUUCACUCAGAGAAGGGACCCAUAUCCGAGUUAACUUACUUAAUCACAACAUUCCCAAAGGGCCUUGCAUACUCUGUGGAAUGGGGAACUUCAAAAGGGAGACAGUUUAUGGGUGCUUUCAGUGUUCUGUUGAUGGUCAGAAGUAUGUGAGACUUCAUGCAGUUCCUUGUUUUGAUAUUUGGCACAAGAGGAUGAAAUAAAAUGAAAAAUGAA
Molecule: messenger RNA, 2236 nt
Organism: Symphalangus syndactylus (siamang)
Lineage: Eukaryota; Metazoa; Chordata; Mammalia; Primates; Hylobatidae
Gene: PJVK
Product: pejvakin
Biological process (GO): programmed cell death
Cellular component (GO): cytoplasm
Source: RefSeq, a predicted model, not a curated record